Emys orbicularis (European pond turtle) is the source of this 1073-nucleotide messenger RNA. It is a transcript of the gene VTI1B, whose product is annotated as vesicle transport through interaction with t-SNAREs 1B. The record is from RefSeq and is a predicted model, not a curated record. Gene Ontology annotation, molecular function: SNARE binding; SNAP receptor activity. The transcript has 6 exons. Lineage: Eukaryota; Metazoa; Chordata; Testudines; Emydidae. Gene Ontology annotation, cellular component: SNARE complex; endoplasmic reticulum membrane; ER to Golgi transport vesicle membrane. The coding region runs from base 1 to 699 and encodes 232 amino acids. Gene Ontology annotation, biological process: Golgi to vacuole transport; intracellular protein transport; intra-Golgi vesicle-mediated transport.
AUGGCGGGUCGGGGCUCCGGCUCCUCCGAGCACUUCGAGCGGCUGCACGAGAUCUUCCGGGGGCUGCAGGCGCAGCUGCGGGGCGUCCCGGAGAGACUGCGGGGGAGCGCGGCCGAAGAGAAGAAGAAACUAAUACGAGAAUUUGAUGAGAAACAAUGGGAGGCAAAUGAAACGCUGCGGGAGAUGGAAGAAGAACUGAAAUAUGCCCCAGUGUCCUUCCGCAACCAAAUGAUGAACAGAAUCCGGACCUACAAGAGAGACCUUGCCAUGUUCCAGAGAGAGAUUAAAAGCACAGAUUUGGGGUUGGGCCCUGGAAGUCGGGGGGACACAAAAUACGGAAUCUAUUCCAUGGAAAAUGAGCAGAGUACUCAUUUGCAGUCGCAGAGGGGCUUGCUUCUCCAGGGGACAGAGAGCCUGAACCGAGGCACUCAGAGCAUUGACCGUUCACACCGGAUCGCUGCAGAGACGGAUCAGAUAGGUACAGAGAUAAUCGAGGAACUUGGGGACCAGCGAGAGCAAUUGGAACGCACCAAAAGCAGAUUAGUGAACACAAGCGAAAACCUAAGCAAAACCCGUAAGAUCCUGCGUUCCAUGUCGAAAAGAGUUAUGACUAACAAGUUGCUGCUGUCUGUCAUCAUCAUCCUGGAACUAGCCAUCCUAGGAGGUGUGGUCUACUACAAGUUCUUCCGCAAGAGCUGAGCUUGCACAGCCCAGACUGGUGUUUCCCUUUGUGUCUCAAGGAUUAUGCAUGGCCAUAGCUGAGAAACUGGGUGGCAGUAGCGCCAGAAGUGGAUGAGAUGUCUAUUCCAGUUGAAAGUCCUCUGGUUGAGCUGUCAGGUACUGACUGUAGAAAGACAUGGCGGUUAUAAAGAAAACGCAAAGACUAAGACUGAAGUAAUGGUAAUAGACAGUAAUAAGUAUUUUAUUACUUGUCUAAAUUUACAUAUUUCUAAUUGACUAAAUGAAUAAAACUUAUACAUCAUACAGUAGUUAUUGGUCAAAUGGAAAAAAACUAGUCUCUUUAAAAACAAGUAACACUCCAAGUGUUUGACAUAGCCAUUAAUCGAGCCCUG